Molecule: messenger RNA, 777 nt
Organism: Coprinopsis cinerea okayama7#130
Lineage: Eukaryota; Fungi; Basidiomycota; Agaricomycetes; Agaricales; Psathyrellaceae
Exons: 6
Coding region: 1-777 (258 amino acids)
Source: RefSeq, a predicted model, not a curated record
AUGCUCGACACCGACCUGGGUGUUCUCUCCGUUCUCUCCCUACUCUUUUACUUUCCUGCCACUCUGGCGCAGGACGCGACUCUUCGAGGCUGCGCCAACAGCUUAUUAUCCAACGGCACAACCUUCAAACUGACGAACACUGACACCUUCAGUCAGUACAUCCAUUGCAUCUACCAGUUUGAAGACGGGAAUGGUGGGACAUUGCAGAACUACCACUGGUACGAUUAUCAGAACUAUACCCUCUAUCAUUACCCGAACACGCCACUGCCGCUCGAUAGUCACCCAGCGUGCCCAACGACGCUACCUCUCGUCAGUGUGCACACCAUCCCUUCCGAGGCAAUCAAAGAAGUUCCGACGAAUGCUAUUGCUCUACGCCCGAGUUUCUACGAUUGCCGCACGGACAUCUGGCGUCCCGAGCAAGUCUUCCACUUAAACGAUGUCCGAAUCCAGCCGCUUGCCACUGACAAAUGUCUGGAUGUAACCGAUGGCGUGGUGGCGGACGGCGUCAAAGUCCAGGUCUGGACUUGCUUCGACGGGAAUCAGAAUCAGCAGUGGGGUCAUUGGCUUCCCAAUGCAGUCUCAAUUCCAAGAGACCAUAUCACUUGGAAACCUUUCUGGUGGUUAUGCGUCGACUUGACGGACGGGAGUAACGCGAAUGGAACACCAAUCCAACUGUGGGCAUGCAACUACCAGAAUCCUAACCAGAGCCCGUCGUUUGAGGGCCCACCUCGCAUUCGGAAUUUUAUUUUCUGGAUCACCCGCUACAUCCUUCGAUAA